AUGUCUCUUGAUGACACACAGGUCAUCAAUCUACACACAUUCUUUGAUAAGUUCUGGUCUGCCAUCACAAAAUUGAAGAUGUUGAAUGCUUCCCCCUCAGAUGCAUGGAUAUUUGAUACCUUCUACUCAGUUCUACUCAACAAUUGGAGGAAUUACAUUCAGAAGAAGAUAGAGGAGAUACAGGAUUUCAAAUCCACAGCUGUGGUAUUGAAUGUUGAUCUUCUCAUGGAGGAAAUCUGUUCGCGGCUUGAUUCUUCAAAAGAUAAAAAGAAUCUGCAGAAUAUAGAUUCUGCAGCCAACACAGCUACAACAGCUACAAUGGCUACAAUGACUACUAACAUCAAUACAUCGAAUUCAGCCUGUGGAGGCUAUGGAUCAGACACCUAUCAGAUGGCAAACCUCACAGAGGUUAUCAAUGUGCCAGCCUGUUUUGUGGAACCCCACAAGGAUCCCUCCAACGGGCGUUUAUACAUAUCAAAAGAUGUCAUCUUCCAGGAGGACCUCUGUCUUGCUGAUCCAUCAAUACCGACUACUCCACACAACCCGAAGGUUCUACCCAAUGUGGCUCAUAAAGCGGCUGCGGUGAUUCCUUCGGUGACACCAGGCCUACCCACUGCGGCCUGUCAAGAGACUGCAGUGAUUCCUGAUCCAUCAAUUGAUAAUCUAUUCAUUGAUGAGGAAAUUCGACCUGAGUGUCCAUUAUUUCUCAUACUCACUAAUAAUUGGUGGAUUGACUAUGAUAUCUCCGCGAGAAUACCUACCUUUUUAGUGCAGAAUACACUGAACUCCCCGGAACCCACAGUUGAAUCUGAUGACCCUCUGACAUCUACAAGGGAUAUCACUACAGUGGGGGAAGCUUCAGUGGGGGACAGUCUUGAAGACCUAUCCACUGAUCCCGAGAUCGCUGCACUCCUGAUCCCGAAAAACCUCACGCGCGCCAAAGCUUCCAUGGAAUGGAAGUAUUAUUACAAGGCCCGUGUUAAAGAGGUCAACUGUUUGAAAUAUACAUGUUGGAAAGAGAAUAUAUAAAGAAGAUAG
Messenger RNA from Blastomyces dermatitidis ER-3, 1038 nucleotides. RefSeq lists its product as uncharacterized. The record is from RefSeq and is a predicted model, not a curated record. The coding region runs from base 1 to 1029 and encodes 342 amino acids. The transcript has 2 exons. Lineage: Eukaryota; Fungi; Ascomycota; Eurotiomycetes; Onygenales; Ajellomycetaceae.